Colletotrichum higginsianum IMI 349063 is the source of this 1173-nucleotide messenger RNA. Its product is annotated as Vacuolar membrane protein. Lineage: Eukaryota; Fungi; Ascomycota; Sordariomycetes; Glomerellales; Glomerellaceae. The transcript has 2 exons. The coding region runs from base 1 to 1173 and encodes 390 amino acids. The record is from RefSeq and is a predicted model, not a curated record. Gene Ontology annotation, cellular component: membrane.
AUGGCCCCCCCGCCACCCUAUGCGAUUGCGACCGGCGCCCAACAUGUUCCUUCAACAAUCGCCGCAGCCGUCGUAGCAACAGCAUCAGCAGCAGCAACCAUGAUACCCAUCGCGACCCCGACAGAGACCCUCGUGGGUGCCCUCACUACGGCUGCCGCCGCCGCGACUGCGACCACCACUGCAAACGCCGCCACAACACACGGAGAAGAUGGUGGCAGCGGCGAGUGCAGCCUGCUCGGCUCCUUCGCCCUCAUCGUUCAGGCCGCUCUCGGCGCUCUCGCCCUGCUAUCUCUCGUUUUCAAGCGGUGGAGAGAGAGGCCGCAGCGCCCUGUCAAGAUUUGGUUCUUCGACGUGUCGAAGCAGGUGUUUGGUUCUGUCUUGGUGCACAUCGCCAACAUCUUCAUGUCCAUGUUGACGUCCGGACGCUUCUCCGUGACGCUCGACCCUACUACAACGUCCAACGUGCGGAGGCUGGUCACUCGAAACGAGGAUUAUGUUCCGAACCCGUGCUCGUUCUACCUACUCAACCUUGCAAUCGACACCACGAUCGGUAUCCCUAUCCUCAUCGUACUCCUUCGAGUUCUGACCGGUCUCGUCUCAUAUACCCCUCUGGGCAAGCCCGAAGAGUCGAUCCGGUCCGGCAACUAUGGCAGCCCUCCCAACGCCUGGUGGUGGUUGAAACAGUCAUUCAUCUACUUUUGCGGCCUCUUCGGCAUGAAGUUCUGCGUCCUGAUUAUCUUCCUCUUGCUGCCGUGGAUCUCGCGCGUCGGCGACUGGGCUCUGCGGUGGACCGAGGGCAACGAGCAGCUGCAGAUUUUCUUUGUCAUGAUGUUCUUCCCACUCGUCAUGAACGCCAUGCAGUAUUAUAUUAUCGACUCCUUCAUCAAGCAGCCCCAUCACGAGCACGAGCGGCUGCCGGAGGACGAUCCCGACUGGAGCGCAAGGAACGCGGGUGGUAGCCCGUACGACGACGCUGAGUCGGCGAGCGAAGAUGGCGCGGGCUCGGACGACGGCGCGAGUCUCAAGUUGAAGAACGCAAAGCAUGCAGAUGAUGCCGAGUACGACCCGGACGUCGAUGGCGACGUGCCGACAGUUAUUGGCAGCAGUUCCAGCCGGUCGAAUCACCAGAGGAAGGAUAGGGACAUUUCGGCGGAACUCUUUCCCAAGGAGUAA